Messenger RNA from Rattus norvegicus (Norway rat), 4344 nucleotides. It is a transcript of the gene Pla2g3, whose product is annotated as phospholipase A2, group III. Gene Ontology annotation, cellular component: recycling endosome; centriole; extracellular region. Lineage: Eukaryota; Metazoa; Chordata; Mammalia; Rodentia; Muridae. Gene Ontology annotation, molecular function: A2-type glycerophospholipase activity; glycerophospholipase activity. Gene Ontology annotation, biological process: phospholipid metabolic process; phosphatidylcholine metabolic process; positive regulation of macrophage derived foam cell differentiation. The record is from RefSeq and is a predicted model, not a curated record.
AAGGUCACACUGUACCAGCUGGGUCUGAUCUUUCCAAAGCUGGGCUCCUAAUGUGAUUCUCUUUCCAGCCCUACUAGGUGAUGGGCAGGGAAGGCUGUGGAAUGUGGAAAAGGGAGCCUAACUGGAUGUCAGGUCCUCUGACGAGAGAAAAGAAAAUACCACAAAUGUGCUUGCUUUUUUUUUUUUUUUUUUUUUAAUUUUAACCUUGUGUCUACACCCUCUUCUCUCUCCCUCGAUGUCACCACAUCUCUCUCAACUUCUGGAGAGGGGUUUGGCACCUUGGUUACACCAAUCCUCUUUUCCUUCCUUCUUUUUUUCUUUCUUCCUUUAAGAUUUAUUUAUUUAUUUAUUCAUUCAUUCAUUUAUUUAUUUAUUUAUUUAUUUAUUUAUCGCUGUCUUCAGACACACCAUAAGAGGGCAUCAGAUCCCAUUACAGAUGGUUGUGAGCCACCAUGUGGUUGCUGGGAUUUGAACUCAGGACCUCUGGAAGAGCAGUCAGUGCUCUUAACCUCUGAGCCACCUCUCCAGCCCACCAAUCCUCUUUUCAUUAAUCCUCAGCUAUUACCUCCAGGUUAGUGCUAGUUCUGAAGCCACAAAGAUGGGCCUCAUGGCGGAAGCAGACUCCGUGCUCCCCUUCCUGCACUGGCUCUGACUCUGUUUUGAUGGGACUUGACUUCCUUCAAGUAUAGAACAAGGGCUGAGGGGAUAAUGUCCAGGCUAGCCCUGACUUGCACCUUUAAGGUCUCAGCCCCAUGGGGGCCUGAGUGUCAUUUGAAUUACUUUUCCCACCCUACGGACCUUCAGUUUCUAUCUUGCCAUUUUCCUUAGUUUGUGUGUUUGUUUUGUUUUGUUUGUUUUUGAGACAGGGUCUCAUUAUGUGGCUUUGGCUGUCCCGGAACUCAUUACAUAGACCAUCAGUCUUGCCUCAAACACAGAGAUCUGCCUACCUCUGCCUUCUAAGUGCUGGGAUGAAAGGUGGACUUACAGCCAGCUGGACUCAGUUUCUUCAUCUAUAUGAUGGGUAUAAAUACUAGCUUCGCCAGAUAUUUGGAAGCUGAAUGACACAUCGGCUUGGGGACAUGGGGUGCUGAGUAUAGCCCCCCUCCAUGAUAGAGAAACCCAUGUCCCUUGGGGGACACAUGAUGCCUUCUGGGUCUCUAGGUGGUCAUACUCCAAGAAUAGAAGGGCUGUAGACCUGGCCCUCUGAGCCAUUUUCUGCUUAUUUGGGGAUCUUAUCUUUCAAAUCCCCAGUGCCAUCCCUGCUCCAGGUUGUUUUCAGGUCCUACUCUGGCUGUGUGUCCCCAACCAUAAGACAGGAGUAUUGGUGCUGGACCAGAUCUGCGCUGGAAGUUGCAGGGGUCCUGUGGAGCCUUUGGAGUAUGACAAGGGGCUUUCUGAGAACCGGGACUUGCAAAGAGCACCAGAAUCAACCUUCUUUUCCCAGAAGAUUUGGGAACUCCCAGGGUGGGCCCCAGAGCCCCAGCCCUGUCUUGGCCUCUUCCACCCGCCCUAGCUGAGGUCCAUGGCCUCUUGCCAAUCUCAUAGACUUGGGUGUGGUAGCUGCAACUGGGUUAGGAGAGCAAGGACAGGUUAUGGAGGUCUCCUCUAAGUCCCUGCACUCUCUUCUGGCUCCAAAGGAGACACAGCUUCCUCUUGACCUCCCUCCUCCAUCCCCACCCUCACAGCCCAAGGCAUCACAGAUCUAUCUUUCCAGGCCAGCCCUGGGGCAGGUGACUGGACAACGCUGAGGACAGGCUGAGUGGAGGCGUGGGCCCAGCAAUGCAUCCCUCAGCCAAUCAGCAGCCUGCCCAGCCGGUGGAUUCGGUUACAAGCCCAAUAUCACCCCACACACCAGCCUUCCUCCUCCUCCUCCUGCAGCUCCAUUCAUUGGCCCCGACACCCAGGGUCUGCUGGGCAUCGCUUCCGCUCCAGCCUCAGCAGCUGCCUCGUGGGCAGCCAAAGGCAGGCAUCCAGGGGGCUUUGUCUGACCAGGCUGGGCUAGGAUAGAAUGGGGGUCCUGGGGAUACUUCUGGGGGUGCUGGCUUUCCUGGGGGUUGUUCCAGAAGGCUCCCAUACCCUCCAUUGGGACAGUACCUCCUGCCAUUUGGUCCGGUCCAUCUCUGGUAGCCCUCUGGGCUCCCUGAGCUUCUUGGGCGAAGAUGCCCAAGGCCUGGCAUUAUUCCAGGCCCUCUGGGAUGCGCACCACAGGCUGCAGGUUUGUAUCAGGCAGGAUGAAUCCGAGCUCAUCGCAGCCUUCAGGGCUCUCUGUGCUCAUGAGCCCUUGCGGCACGCCUUCAUCCACACCCCUGGACCAGAGCUGCAGAGAGCACUGGCCACUCUGCAGAGCCAGUGGGAGGCCUGCCGAAGGUCUGAGGCUAGUCCCACGGGAGCCAGGGAGAAGCGAGAAACAGAGCACCGCGGAGCACCUGCCGGAGAGCACCAACGAAGGAGAAGAGGCUGGACCAUUCCUGGCACGCUGUGGUGCGGUGUUGGGAACUCUGCUGAGAAUGCCUCAGAACUGGGUAUGUUCCACGGCCCUGAUUUCUGCUGCCGGGAGCACGACCAGUGCCCACAAACCAUCUCACCCUUGCAGUAUAAUUACGGCAUCCGAAACUUCCGAUUCCACACCAUCUCUCACUGCGACUGUGAUGCCAGGUGCAGGACAUAUGGCUCCUUACCCCUUGCUCACCUGCAGCCCAGGACUUACUACAACGCCUCCUGGAAGGCUGAAGCCACCCCACUUACUCCCAGCCCCCAAAGCCCAGCACCCAGCUGGAAGAGGGGCCCACAGCAGACACCAGCCAGACACCACAGCACAACCACCGUCACUCCCCUCCAGACCCCUGCCAUCUCCUCCAGACCUGAUAUGAUGAUCCCGAGAGGCCAGCCAGGAGUCUCCCAUCCCGGCCUCCAGGAUGGCCCAAAACGUCAAGGUGCCCACCGUGUCUGUCGAAGCCUUCGCCACCUGGAUCAGUGCGAGCACCAGAUCAAGCCCCAGGAAACCAAGUUCCACCUGCUCAACAGCGCCCAGACGCCCCUUUUCCAUUGCAAUUGCACCCGCCGUCUGGCACGUUUCCUGAGGCACCACAGCCUGCCUGCAAACACCAACAAGGUUUGGGAGCUCCUGGGUACUACCUGCUUCAAGCUGGCCCCACAACUCAACUGUCCUGAGGGCAAAGGCUGUUCCAGAGACCAUAGGGCCAUCAAGGUGUCAGCUCGGCAUUUGCAGAGGCUUCAUCAGAAUGGACUCCAUUUCUGGGAUAAAGGCACCGGGGAGGUUCUGGCACAGCCUUUGGAGCCCCCGGGGACCCUCAUGUCAUUCUACAGCCAAUGUCUGCAACUAACCCAGGCAAUCUGGAGACCCGGGGGACAGAAGAAAUUCUGGAGCUCAUGACCUCAGUUUCACCAGCCUGGACCUCCUUCCUGCUGUUGCUAUGUCCUGAGAGACUUGGUCUGUUCUUCGAGGAACAGCAUGGCUCUCAUAGAUUACAGGAGGCUUGGUGGAAGGAAGCUUAACGUCCGAAUGUUGGACCACAUCUCCUGCUGUACUGGGUGACCUUGAACUGGUGACACAACCCCUCUGUGUCUGGAUGUGCUGUUCAGAGUCUAUUCUGAUGCCUUGGGCUUAGACCUUGUCAGGUAACUUCAGACACAGAUAGAAUGGGGGGAGUGGCUGAUUGCAGGAGUCCAGGAGGUACCAGAAGCAGGUACCUGGGUGUCUCUGUCACUAGACCUGCCUCUCUGAGUCCAGCAUUUGACAGUGAGGCCUAAAGCUGCAGGUGAGAAACCAAGGAUACAAAAGAAAGGCUUGUUCUUGAAUCCAGGGUGUGCAGCGCGUUCCCACAUUCUCCCCCUUCUUUUAAUAGUUUCUGGGUCCUUCCUGGCCUGAACUAAUCUUUCUGUUCUAACUCUAAAUUGAAAUCUUUUCCAUGCCCAUGAGGAGUUAGGGCAAGGGACCUCCCUCCUCCACGCUGAGCCUUAGUUCCCUCCUCUGAAAAAGAGGGUAGGGGUGUCCUUAUCGUGUGUCUGUCUGAGUGGGGGUCUCACUAUAGCCCAGGCUAGCUUCUGCUAUGUAUAGGAAUACAGCCUUGAACUUCUGGUCCACUUUCCUCUACCUCCAAAGUGCUGGAAUUGCAGGCAUACACCACCACACCAAGUUUUUAGGUGAUACUGGGGAGGGAAACCGGAGUGUCAACGCUUCAACCUGCUCAAAGCAUGCUCCCGACUAAAUUACACCCCCAGCUUGAAAGGGGAACUUGUAAACAUGAACUACCUCAUAGGGGUGCUGAGGAAUAAAUGAAUUAAUAAAUACGCAUACGCUCAGUAAACAUUCUUUUCCUCUAA